AUGCUUAAUACUAUACGCACAUUCAAACACUCAAAGGUAAUAUUGCCACGCCGAUUAUUUGCAACGACUACUGCACCAGCCCCAACUUAUCAAACAUCAAUCUUACCUAAUGGGCUAACAGUGGCCAGUGAAUCAAUGCCUGGCACAAAGACAGCUACAGUUGGCGUUUGGAUAAAUGCAGGAUCGAGAGCCGAUAAUCCAAAAUCUAGUGGUACUGCCCAUUUCUUGGAGCAUUUAGCCUUCAAAGGAACGAACCGCAGAACUCAACUAAAUUUGGAAUUGGAAAUUGAGAAUUUGGGGUCGCAAAUCAAUGCAUACACAUCACGGGAAAAUACUGUUUAUUACACCAAAUGUCUAGCGGAAGACUUGAAUCAAAAUGUCGAUAUAUUGAGUGAUUUGUUGACUAAAUCAAAGUUGGAAGAAAGAGCUAUUGAGAAUGAACGAUAUGUUAUUUUGCAAGAGAGCGAUGAAGUUGACAAAAUGUACGAUGAGGUGGUGUUUGACCAUUUGCACUCAGUUGCUUUUAAGAAUCAAGAUUUGGGAAGAACCAUAUUGGGUCCAAGAGAUUUGAUUAAGACGAUAAACAGAAAUGAUUUAAAAGACUAUAUUAGUACCAACUACAGAGGAGACAGAAUGGCAUUGAUUGGUGUUGGGUGUGUUCAGCACGAAGAGCUUGUUCAACUAGGAGAGAAGUUUUUUAGCAAUAUCCGCAAAAGUGAUAAACCAUUCAAGCAAAGCGGUGACGAUUUACCUAUUUUCUAUGGGGAGGAGAUUAGAGUACAAGAUAAUUCAAUGCCUACUACUCAUGUAGCAUUGGCUGUGGAAGGUGUAAGCUGGUCAGCUCCAGAUUUCUUUGUUGCUUCUGUGGCCAAUGGUAUUAUAGGUACCUGGGAUAGAUCCAUUGGUGUUGGCUCAAAUUCACCAUCGCCUUUAGCUGUCACUGCGGCAACUGGUGGCCCUAACAAAACCCCAAUUGCUAACUCCUAUAUGGCUUAUACCACUUCAUAUGCAGAUACCGGUUUGCUUGGGGUCUACUUUACUGCCGACAGUACCACCGAUUUGAGGAUCCUUAUUGAUGCUAUUCAAAAAGAAUGGGGAAGAUUGAGUUUGGGACAUAUUACAAAUGAGGAGGUGGAGAGAUCCAAAUCUCAACUCAAAGCUUCGCUAUUAUUGGCAUUGGAUGACUCUACUGCUAUUGCCGAAGAUAUUGGACGACAAGUAGUCAAUACCGGCUACAGAUUAUCUCCUGAGGAGGUAUUUGCAAGAGUCGAAUCAAUUACCAAAGACGAUGUGGUAAACUGGGCUAACUACAGGUUAAAGAAUAAAUCUGUCGCAUUGGCAGCUGUUGGUAAUGUGAACACUUUGCCUCCUCUUUCAGAGAUUCAUAGAGGAAUGGAUUUCAAAUAG
Lodderomyces parapsilosis is the source of this 1407-nucleotide messenger RNA. It is a transcript of the gene MAS1, whose product is annotated as Mas1p. NCBI's taxonomy places the organism in Eukaryota, Fungi, Ascomycota, Pichiomycetes, Serinales, Debaryomycetaceae. Gene Ontology annotation, cellular component: mitochondrion. The transcript has a single exon. Gene Ontology annotation, molecular function: metalloendopeptidase activity; metal ion binding. The record is from RefSeq and is a predicted model, not a curated record. Bases 1 to 1407 code for a protein of 468 amino acids.